Messenger RNA from Saprolegnia diclina VS20, 799 nucleotides. RefSeq lists its product as hypothetical. NCBI's taxonomy places the organism in Eukaryota, Oomycota, Saprolegniomycetes, Saprolegniales, Saprolegniaceae. The transcript has a single exon. The record is from RefSeq and is a predicted model, not a curated record. The coding region runs from base 197 to 742 and encodes 181 amino acids.
CCCGUGUGCAGAGUGGGGGCGCGUCCAGCAAUUAUAUUGCUGAUCGCUGCGUACCCGAUACAAAGACGACGUUGUCUAUGUUGUGGGAUGAAAUAAUAGUUUGGCGCCAUCUGGUGGUGGCUGUCUCCUCGCCGCCCGAGAUGGAUCGGUGAUCUUCAAGCAUUUCCAUCUUGGCGCGAUAUCGCGCAGCACCCGAAUGCCACGCAGCGACCAGACCCCAAUCGACCCUUCUUCACACACGACCUUUAGCAUGACGCUCACGCUCGCGGUCGGCUUUACGAUUAGCUUUCUCUCAUCGCUAUUGAGCGUCUGUGCGGCAGAGCCGUUCGAAGCCCACGUGUACGAGUCCAAGACUGCUGUGACCAAGUCCAACCUCUCGCGCCAGCCAUCGCGCUCGCGGCUCUCCAAGCGCAGUCUCUCCAAGAGCCUCCUCCUCACAGGCUCGAACCUCCUCUUGUCCGAGUACUUCUGGCUUCUCGACAACCUCGAGCGACUCGUGCACCAUGCGACCAUGUACGGCCUCGACAUGACGACCGGGGCCAUCUACUUGAAGCGACUCAAGACGAUCCGCAGCGUCGUGGCGGCCAAACCCUCUGAGGUUUGUCAAUGGCUGCCGCUGCUCGAUGACAUUCUGUCGGCGCUCAACGCGUACGCCGACGACUUCAAGCGUAUGGACCUCUGGUACCAAGUGAUCGAGUGCGACACCGUCAUGGACGAGCUGCGAGAGGCCUGCGAGACGUGAGCGCCUGUAUUUAAGAUGUGAAUUCGACUGCUAUUUCUUAUAUCUACAACCACGAUG